AUAAUACAUAUUUUUAGUGAGAGAUGUCAUGGCAACCAAAGAUGGUAUGAUCUGGGAAUAUCUCUAAUAUGGACUUUGACAUCGACUCUCCUGAAGAUUUCCAGGAUAAAAGCCUACGAAGUUUAGAUGAGUUGGUGAGAUGUCCGAUAUGUUGUGAGAUAAUGACAACUGCAACAACAAUCGUAAAGUGUCAGCACAAUUUUUGUUCUAUCUGUGUACGAAGACACGUGGAAAGCAAAAAACAAUGCCCCAUCUGCAAAGUGGAGUGUUUUGAUAAUGGGCUGGUUACCAACAGACUUGUCAACCAAAUGACUGUUCACUACAAAAUUUCAAGGAACAAUCUGUUAGUUCUGGAUAAACAACUGUGCGCACCAGAAACUACUACAACUCCUGCAGUAAUCAACCCAAACAACGCUUUACUGAAGCCUGACAACGUCACUGACAUUCCUGUUAAACCCAACCAUCAAAUAACGAACAAAUCUUUCUCGGGACCCUCUGCCAGCUCACGAAGUACAGGAACUUUGCUGAACACAUCAAAAUCUGAAUCCCCUCAAAAUCAGACCUCCUUGUCUGUGUUUCGGAUCAAGAAACGAGGUUUUGGUGGUGAAGUGAAGACUGUUGGGCAGGCGAGUAGUUAUGAAAACGUUUCACAUUCCAGCAGGACUGUGUUAGAGGAGGAAAAUUAUACCGUAAAUAAGAUCCCGAAGCCUUUGGCUGGUACUUCAGCUAGUUCAGAAUUGCAGAGUUGUCCGGUAUGUGGGUGCUCUGUGCCGGGACACAAGAUAAACAAUCACCUGGACAUGUGCCUCAAACGUAAAAACAGGGAGGAGAGGGCCUCAAAAAGACCAGUCAAGAAGAAACUACCAAAUCUAGUGUGGACCAUGAUGAAGGAAAAGGAAUUGCGUGCAAGUUGUAAAAAGCAUGGUCUGAGUAGCAGUGGAAAGAAACCAGAGUUGAUAAAACGUCUAAAAGAGUAUACCCUCAGAUACAACUCUCAGAUCGACCAACUCAAACAAAAAUCAGGACCAGAGCUAGCGAGAGAAGUGGAGCAAGCGGAGAGGAUGAUUCAGAGAACUCCCCCGGGGGUUGUUGGGAACCUUAAAACUGAGGCAGACCGUGCUGCUUACUCUAAUAAAUAUGAGGAUCAGUUCGUUAAACUUAUUAACGCCGCUCGAAAAAACAACGCUGAGAAAACAGGUGACAAGUCGGCGAACAGAACCCAAGACUCAGAUGAGAUUCAAAUUGUACACGAGGUACAAUCUACUCCAAAAAAGAAGUGUGUCGGGUCCCUUCGCGAGUUUUUCAAAAGUCCUCCUAAAAGCUCGAGCCCGCUCAGUGUUUCCUCGCCUACGCUCAGUAACCGCAGCAUGUGUAAAUAUGUUGAGAUCCCCUCGUCAUCGGAGACUUACUCGGGACGGUCUAAUCACGACUUAGUGGUACUUUCCCCAGUACAGACCUGUUCGCCCGUCACAGCCGGCACCCCAAACUUCAAAUUAGCAGCAAAAUCUCUGUUUAACUCUCAGAACGAUCCUGGACCAAACAGGUCUUCAGACUUGUUCGGAGAGGAUGAAGAUGAUUUUGACGACUUUGAAAACGACGAAAAUCUAGACGAAAUGAUACAAUCGUUUACGCAAGUUCCUAAGAAUCAAGAAACUGACAAAUCAAACAAUGGCAGUUUCUCCUCGAGCUCCAAUCACGAAGAACCAAAUCUAUCGUUCAGUCCAACAACACCCACCCGGGUAUCACCCCUGUCAUCUCGCCUUCCCAAAAACCAGACAAACAAUCCCUCUAAAAAACAAAACAAACACCAAAUACUUAACGAAGUUCUGAAAACGGAGGAUAAUGUGUACAUUGAGCAGGAGGUUUCUCGCCUGUACACAUUCCGAGACGAAAAUACAAAUCCUGUCAACACUUCCAGUGUAUCAAAGUUGGACAAGCUGCUGGAGCGGUCCUGUAAGCGUAAUCGGACACCGAAGCAGGGGAGAGAACCCGCACUUGAUGAUAGUAUGGCUGAACUGUUAGAUGAUUUGAGUAAAUCUCCAGCUCCGGCCGUGUUAUUGUCGAAUAAUAACUCGUCUCACUCCGCGACAGACGACGGUGGAAUGGUGACAGCUGAUAACAUGGAGUCUCCCCCUCACCAAAUUCCUGACAUUGACGAAGACGAUUUGCCAGCGUUCCACUCCCAGUCCGAGGAUGAUGACAUGGAGCUAAAUUCAGGCGAUGAAAUUCCGGAAAUCAGUCCGGUGAUUACAACUGGAAUCCGACUUCGGAAGCGGACCUCCGGUAGCCUCAGUCCCUUCAACGAGACACCUCCCAAACGGGGCCGUAUACUGUGAAUGCCGGAAUUGACGUUUAACUUUGGCAAUGUUGUUGCUUUUGUAUGGAAAUUGUUUUUUUUAUGAAUCGGAUUUAUGGAGUAUGAAUGUUUCAAUUUCAUGAGGAAUUUUUUGCAUUUUUAUCUGCGAAAUUAUUCGGAUUUUUACGCGAUUUUUAAUUUUUAUUGUUUACAGUUAGAGUUGGACACUACGUAUUACAUAUUUAUAUAGAUUCUUUAAUGAGACAUACAUUUGGCGUAACAGUUUUAAUAUUUUAGUCCAGAAAGAAGAAUUUUUGAGAAAUUUCGUCUUUAAAAUAAAAUCUUCUGAAAGAGGUGCCCUCCAUUUUGUCUAUGAUACAUAAAUGUAACUAAAAGCGCGGCAUUGGUGGAUUAAUGGCACGAGGUCGUAAGAUUAUGUAGCUUGGAUUUGCUUUAAUAACUACAAAGUGAAAUAAGAACUUUAUUGAUUGAGACCGCUUUUCAAGGGACCCUUUUCAAGGGACUUGAGCAGUGGCUGUAUAUACCGGCAUACCUUAGCGAAAUUAUAAAUUCUGACUCAAUUUUAAGAUAUUGAUAAUUAAUAAUAAUAUUGAUAUCACCUAUAGAAUGGAUAUGGAAUACCCAUAGCAAAUUACCACGUAUACCUUCCUGAAUAGGGGGUUAUCUUCUGAUUUGAUAAAUGGAGUUCAUUAGAUUACCUACCAAGAAACAAUCUCCAUGAUUUACGGAUUUGUUGCAAAUUUUAGAGAUAGGAGAAAAUACCCUAGAAGGAAAAAUAGACGUGAAUACAGAAUUACAGAUUUAUAUUUUAAUGAUAAUCAAGAUUUGGCAGUUGCUAGUAUUGCUCAAAUGACCGAUUUCUGUCCAGGAAUAUGAUUCCUUCGUCGUUUCUAGUUAAUUAUAAUAAUUUUAUUUCAUUGUCUUAAACAAAAAGUAUAAACGCAAAAGACUAUUACAAUGACAUGUAAUUGAUGGCGCACCAUAGAAGCUGAGGAAACUUUAAAAUAGUCAAGUAAAUCACGUUCGGAAAAUUCGGACACCCAAAAUUUGGUUUGGAUCAAUCGAUUUCGUACAUUGGGCCACAAAUUUGGAAAUGCUUUCAAUAAUAUUAUAUUGGGUCCCGGUUAAGCCUAAGGUUUGCUACCUUCCGAACAUUCCAGAUUAGAAAACUUCACAACCAGAAAAUAAAACGCACCCGUUACACUUAGUGGCUAAGUUAUACUUCACAGUCCCCCUAUCUCCUGAGUAAAUAUCGCAUCAAUUGGUCAUCGUUAUCAUGUAAAACACGCCUCUAAAAGUUAGCUGAUCAAUUGCAAUACUAUUUGGUUUUCCUUCAACUUUCGACCAGUUUUUUGACCAAUAAACCCACAUCCGGCCGGUUAAAUCUGUGUGCAAGAUAUAGUGAUAGAGCUUUUAACGGCAUACUAUCAAAAUUUUAAUUUUGUUGUGUUAAAACUUUUUAUAUUAAAUUAUUCACUUUUUAACUGUUAUCAAGCUUUCUAUUUGUGGAACGGUUUUUAGUUGUAUGUGACCCACUAAAUUAUUUAAUAGCAUUCCAGUUGAUUGUUAUGGUAACAUCCUUUUGUACAUUUUGAUAUUAUAUAAGAUUGAAAUCUCUUAGUAAA
Molecule: messenger RNA, 3942 nt
Organism: Bolinopsis microptera
Lineage: Eukaryota; Metazoa; Ctenophora; Tentaculata; Lobata; Bolinopsidae
Product: E3 ubiquitin-protein ligase RAD18-like
Exons: 10
Coding region: 69-2336 (755 amino acids)
Biological process (GO): DNA damage tolerance; protein monoubiquitination
Cellular component (GO): nucleus; Rad6-Rad18 complex
Molecular function (GO): ubiquitin protein ligase activity; single-stranded DNA binding
Source: RefSeq, a predicted model, not a curated record